CCAAUGGAGGUAUCGUCAAAAAAAGCUGUCGGUCGUUUUCGCGAUGUGGUACCGGCUUCUGGAUCAAAAACACGCGAUCCGAGAUUUGACAAGCUGUCUGGCCAGCUGAAUCAAGAUCUGUUUGAAAAAUCAUACUCGUUCUUGAACGACUACAAGAAAUCCGAGCAAGAGAUGCUUCGUACGAGUAUCAAGAAGGAAAAGAAUCAGGAGACACGCGCUAAUAUGGAAUCACUACUACUGAAAAUGGUUUCCCGUGAGGCAACAGAAAAACAGACUAAGCGAAAACAGCAGUUAUUGCGCGAGCGCAAGAAGGCCGAAGCCGAGCUUGUGAAACAGGGCAAGAAGCCUUACUUCUUGAAACGAUCUGAACAACGCAAACUGGAGCUUAUGGACAAAUAUCAGCAAUUAGGAGAGAAGAACAUGGACAAGAUCCUCGCAAAGAGGCGCAAGAAGAAUGCGGCAAAGGAUCAUCGUCGUGUGCCAUUCAAAAGGAGAGCGGAGUAA
Messenger RNA from Zychaea mexicana, 504 nucleotides. RefSeq lists its product as uncharacterized. Gene Ontology annotation, cellular component: 90S preribosome; nucleolus. Lineage: Eukaryota; Fungi; Mucoromycota; Mucoromycetes; Mucorales; Lichtheimiaceae. The record is from RefSeq and is a predicted model, not a curated record. The transcript is spliced from 4 exons. The annotation marks the transcript as partial. Gene Ontology annotation, biological process: maturation of SSU-rRNA from tricistronic rRNA transcript (SSU-rRNA, 5.8S rRNA, LSU-rRNA).